CUCUCUUUCAGCCCUCUGUCCCUCCCUCCCUUCUCAGCAUCAAGUGCAGCCUGAGCGGAGCGUCCCGGCCGCGACUUUCCCCCUCAGACUCUCUGAAGGAGGCAAUGAGCGGGCAGCCGUGGCCCUGCUGAUGACAGCGCGCCUGGGGGAUGCAGUGACCGCCGACUGUUUGCCACCGGGAUCAUAUUUGUGUACAUCCGAGGACAACAAACAAUACACCGCGGAUCUGGCAUAAUCCAUCAAUCGGAUGCGAGCAGAGCCAGGCCCAACUUAACUAUGGGCCCCAUACCACUUUGCGUCCUGCUUCCAGUGAUGGUGCUGACUGCAGUGGUGGCUGUAACUGCUGAGGAAAACACAAUUGACGACCAAUACACAUGGCCCCAAUGGAAGGUGCCUCUGGUAAGGAAACGACGCACUGUGCCCCUCAGCAGCCCCAACUUUGCAGCUCACCCUCAACCAGAGCUGAGUGGUACCUGCGGGAUCGAGUGCCAGCGCCACAUUCCCUCGCCUUCCCUGAAUGAUUUGGAGCAGUUCCUAUCCUACGAGACGGUCUACGAGAAUGGCACACGCACGUAUACCUCCGUUUCUGUGCAUGGCCUCAAUGAAGUCACUGUCUGGCCCAGAAACACUUCAUCAAGGUCCCGUCACAAGCGAGAAGUGUACGGCACAGAUACUCGCUUCACCAUCGCUGACAAGCAGUACUCCACCAAAUAUCCCUUUUCCACCUCGGUGAAGAUAUCUACAGGGUGCUCUGGGGUGCUGGUGUCACCCAAACACGUGCUGACAGCUGCACACUGCAUCCACGAUGGAAAGGAUUAUCUAGACGGAGUUCAGAAGUUGCGUGUUGGCAUUCUGAAAGAGAAGAGCAGACGAGGAAAGGGAGGCAAAGGAAAGGGUGGGAAAGAAAGGGGCAAAAGAAGAAAGGGGGACAAAGUUAAAGAGGAAGGACUGGAAAUGGAGGAAAAUGGUGGGAGAGGGGAGCGCAAAGGAAGAGGAAAAGGCAAGAAGAUCCGGAGUCGUCGAAGUGCUGACUCUGGGAAACCUUCAUUCAAGUGGACCAGAGUCAAAAAGACCCAGGUUCCUAAGGGUUGGUUUAAAGGUGUGUCAGAUGGACUGACUGCGGAUUACGACUACGCCGUUCUCGAGCUGAAGAGAGCCCCAAAGGUCAAUCACAUGGAUCUGGGUGUUAUACCUUCCGUUAAGAAGCUCCCUGCUGGUAGGAUCCACUUCUCUGGUUUUGACGAUGACCGACCCGGUAACUUGGUGUACCGGUUCUGCUCUGUGUCUGAGGAAUCCAAUGACUUGUUGUAUCAGUACUGCGAUGCCAAACCCGGCUCCAGUGGCUCGGGAGUUUACAUCCGCCUCAAAGAGCCGGGCAAGAAGAAGUGGAAGAGGAAGAUAAUUGGGGUUUUCUCCGGGCACCAGUGGGUUGACGUCAAUGGGGACGGGAUGCAGCAGGAUUACAAUGUGGCCGUGAGGAUAACGCCGCUCAAGUACGCGCAGAUCUGCUACUGGGUCCAUGGGGACUCGAGUGAGUGUCAGGUAGCCUAAAACAUGGCAACUCCCCACUUUUCUGCUUCUUACCCAUCAUCUCACACCAUAGUUCCCCCUUACAGACUUCAAAUACCUUGACACAUCACCUUGUUUCACCAAGCAGAAACUAGGCAACUGCUUCCUCUUCCCCUUCCCGUCUUUUACCUUGUGUGUCUCCUUAUGACUCUACUACAGUGAUUCAAGUGAAGUGGCAACAAUAGGAACUCAUCAAUGCAUCAAGGGAACUGUGGCUUGUCAGUUGUCUUUUUUUAUUUAUUUGUUUGAAAUAUAUACGGGAAAGGAAAUCCUUUUUAAGUAUUUUAAGUCUACUUUGACAGUUUUUGAAAUAAAUUGACCUCUAUGGUCGGAGUACAGUAAAUGGUUUAUAGUAGGAAUCACAAAUACUUGCAAGGUAUCGUUAUUAAAGAAAAGGUUUCUCCACCACUGUAAGCAUAAAACGUGAGCAUUGGCAAUAAUAAGACGCCCAAAAACCAACUUAAAUACUUUAAUUAAAAAAAGAAUGGUAUGAAGAUUCAGAAAAAACAAAAAAAUUAAUAAGCUGAUUUUUUCAUUUGUGUAUAUCUUGAACAUUGUAUUAGAUGUUUUGUGUUUUAAGCUUAUCUUUUAAUGAGUGUUUUUCUCCUUCUGGAUGCUUUUUAGGAGAUGGAUUUUUUAUUUUUUUUUGCUGCUUUUGUAGGAUUCAUGUCUCAUCCUCUUUCAUCCGUUCUUGCAAUACAGUGAAAUGUGGUUUCAUUGUUGUGCACAUAACUAUAACAGAGAAUGACGUGGUGCUAAUUUAUGGGGCUGUAACCUUUUUGUUUCCAUUUUGGAAUGACUUUUUUGGUGGCCUAGUACUGUAAUUUUAAGCUUAAGGUGAGGCUACAUGUUUGCGUUACAUUAAGACUGAACCAUUCAACAAUUUACUUGAGCUGUUUUUGUUUCUCUAUUUUAAGGGUAACCGGUUUUUUUUUAAAGUCACUUUGUUUUUAUAGAAGUAGUUUAAGAUUAAAUGUAAUGUUUCUGACUUGUUCCUGUUGCUUUUUCUCCCAAGGAAAUGCAAGACUAUCCUUUUAAAUACCAAAUAUCUGCAAAUAAUUAUUAGCUUUGAAGUCUACAAGCCAUUAAAACCAAGAUUCCCCUUUG
Poecilia reticulata (guppy) is the source of this 2676-nucleotide messenger RNA. RefSeq names its product serine protease 35 (gene prss35). Gene Ontology annotation, biological process: proteolysis. Gene Ontology annotation, molecular function: serine-type endopeptidase activity. The record is from RefSeq and is a predicted model, not a curated record. NCBI's taxonomy places the organism in Eukaryota, Metazoa, Chordata, Actinopteri, Cyprinodontiformes, Poeciliidae.